This is a messenger RNA of Ipomoea nil (Japanese morning glory), 1452 nucleotides long. RefSeq lists its product as uncharacterized. The coding region runs from base 1 to 1452 and encodes 483 amino acids. The record is from RefSeq and is a predicted model, not a curated record. Lineage: Eukaryota; Viridiplantae; Streptophyta; Magnoliopsida; Solanales; Convolvulaceae. The transcript is spliced from 9 exons.
AUGCCUUCCCUGUUCAUUGCUAUCAAAGAUAUCCAUCCUGUCCACAAGCAAAGGGGAAUUAGAGUACGUUGUGUACGGAUCUAUGAUGUGCCUGAGAGGAGGGUAGGUAGUAACGUCAAGAGUAUGGAGUGUCUUCUCCAUGAUGAUCAGGGAGAUUAUAUACAUGCUAAUAUUCAGAAUAAAGAUGUUGUCAAAUACAAAGAUGUGCUAAAAGAAGGCCAACUGUAUGAGAUAAAGAACUUCUAUGCUGUUACAAACUAUUACCUUUACAAGGUCACCCAGCAUAAGUAUAUGCUCAAGUUUAAUUACAAAACAGAAGUCAAACAGAUCAACUCUAUAGGCUUUCCACUUUUUAUGUUUCGGCUUACAAGUUUUGAGUCUUUGAAAGAUCCCAAGGAAGUUAAUGACAAGGAGCUCAUUGAUGUUAUAGGUCGUGUGGUGGAGAUAUAUAACCCUGUAGACAAGAUUGUGGGUGGUAAAGCCACAAAACUGAUUGACUUUCAAAUCUGUGAUAAUGCGGCGAAGGUGGUUAGUGGUGAGGUCAGAAUAACAUCAUCGUAUGAUGCAACUAAGAUCUGGGUGAAUGGUGAUUUUGAUGAGUUCAAGGACUUCAAAUCUCAGUUAAAAGUUCAAGAGACUCCAAUUAAAAGUCUGAGCACUGUGACUCUGAACUCCCAGUCCAUAGGGAUUGAGAGUUUCCAAAAGGGUGAAAGGAUUGUGUCUACAAUCUUUGAUCUAUCUAAGCUGCAGGAUGGGGAUUACUAUAUUCCUGGUGAAAUUAUGGCAAUAGAGUCUUCUACAGACGAUUGGUACUACAUGGCAUGCCUGACACCUGGCUGUAACAGGAAGCUUAAAGCAAUCGAAGGGGUCUUAAGCUGUGACAAGUGUGUAAAACAAUUUGAGGAAGGUACCGCUAGAUAUAAGCUUUUGGUGAGAGUCUUAGACAAAACCACAGAUGCAACUUUCCUGCUCUGGGAUAGGGAAGUUGCAGAAUUAGUUGGCAUUCCUGCUACUUUGUUGUAUGAGAAGUACAAAAAGGCCGAUGUUGACAUCCCCACUGAGAUUGAGGUGGUGAUUGGUUUAAAAAUGAUUUUUAAAGUGGGGAUUAAAAGAGCUCAAAUGAAAGGCAAUAAUCCAGCUUACAAUGUGAUGAGGGUUCUAAGGGACGAGCAGUUGUUAGAUGCUUAUUGUUCUAGAUUAUUUGAAGAUGAAGAAAAAGACCUAAUGUCACAGCAAAUAGAAGAGGAUGAGAACACUUCUCAACAUUCUGAGGUGAUUUCCUCUAAAGAAGAAGAGGUCAAUAGUCCUGCUAACACAAGACCCUCAGAAUCCCAAGUUAAUGCUCAAGCAGAUUCUCCUACUACUAAGAGGUCAUUGCUGGAUCAGUUUUCAUCCUCAAAAGGGAGCAAAAGGUCAAAGGGUGGUAGCAUUAAGAAGGAGAAGAUGAACUGA